GUACAGGUCUCUGUGUUGCCUGUUACCCGUUGCCUGUUGCUCUUUCUUUACCAAUUUCCAAAAACCAACAGCUUCUGACCAAAAGAAGAGGAGCCCUCAACGAAGACUGCUGAAGAUGAAGCAGAGAGAUUUUCAUAGGGGAAGGAUUAAGAUUAUUACUAUGUUUAUGUUGGCUGGUUUGUUUCUUGGCUUUCCAAAUGCUGAUGCUUCCAUUCAUGAGUACAGAAUGGAAGCUUUUAGUCCAAGAUCAGACGCAUUCUUCUUCCAUGGAGGCAGUGAAGGCCUCUAUGCUUCCAAGCUCCAUGAACCCACUAGCGCUUCUGAAACCAAACAAUCUCUCAAGGGAAAGUCCAGCAUCAGUUUUGACUCGGUCACCUUUGUGAGGCCGAAAGAGAUGGCUAAUAAGCACAACGAGAUGCAGCAGAACACUGGAUUAGUGGAAGCAAUCAUACUUGAGGUUAAAGAUAGAGAAAAGAUUGGAGGGUCCUCUUUAAAGUCUGAUAUCAUUUGCUGCAACAAAUACCAUUCCGAACAAGGGGUCUGCAAAGUUGGUGAGGUUAUCAUCCAUAAUAACCCAGACAACCCCGGGUGGCCAAAACGCAUUAAGACCUUUUUUCAAGGGAACAAUGAAGAAGUUAAAAUGGAGCUCGAAAAUGUCGAAAUAAACAGCACUGGGAUGUACUACCUCUAUUUCAUGUUUUGCGAUCCGCAACUCAAGGGUACUCUUAUUAAAGGAAGGACUGUGUGGAAGAACCCCAAUGGUUAUUUACCUGGGAAGAUGGCUCCUUUGAUGACAUUUUUUGGUGUGAUGUCUUUGGCUUACCUUGUACUAGGCCUUGGCUGGUUUUUAAGGUUUGUUCAGUUCUGGAAGGAUAUCAUUCAUUUGCACUACCAUAUCACGCUGGUGAUUGCUCUUGGAAUGUGUGAAAUGGCUGUUUGGUACUUUGAAUAUUCUAAUUUCAAUUCAACUGGGAGCAGACCAAUGGGUAUUACAUUGUGGGCAGUGACCUUUGGCUCUGUUAAGAAGACUCUAUCUCGCCUUCUUCUUUUGGUGGUUUCCAUGGGCUUUGGUGUCGUCAGGCCAACCUUAGGUGGCUUAACAUCAAAAGUGCUUCUGCUUGGUUUGGUAUAUUUUAUUGCGACAGAUGCACUUGAGCUGGUAGAACAUUUGGGGAACAUUAAUGACUUUUCUGGGAAAGCAAAGUUAUUUUUGGUUCUACCUGUAGCUUUUUUGGAUGCUUGUUUUAUUCUAUGGAUUUUCUCAUCACUAUCAAAAACUUUAGAGAAACUUCAGAUGAGGAGAAACUUGGCAAAACUGGAGUUGUACCGCAAGUUUACUAAUGCCCUUGCAGUGUCUGUGUUGCUCUCUAUUGCUUGGAUCGGCUUUGAGCUAUACUUCAAUGCCACUGAUCCACUGAGUGAGUUGUGGCAAAUUGCAUGGAUCAUCCCAGCGUUCUGGAAUAUGCUUGCAUAUUCUCUUUUGGUGGUCAUAUGUGUUCUGUGGGCUCCUUCACGUAAUCCAACCAGAUACGCUUACAUGGAGGAGAUGGAUGGGGACUCUGACGAGGAGGGUAUUGCAUUGACCAGCAAUGGUGGGGACAUGGCAAUGAAACUGGAAAGGCAGGCAAUUGGAGAUGAUCUUGAGGAGGAUAAGCGCGAAUAGAUGAUAUCACAAUGUAUAAUAUACCAAAAUCCCUAUUGAAGCUUGAUUUGUACACCCAGGAAAUAUCUGUAAAUCUUGCAUUACAAUCAGAGUUGUAUGUAUAGAGAACUUGUGACUGAAGCACUUUGAGAAGGCAUGAACAUAGAUAUUGCAGUAUUACUGUAUUAGUGAAAUUUUACGUCUGAACUGUAAUGGUCUGACCAGCGCUAAUUUAAGCAAUGAGCAAUGCCAUCUCCUUCUAACUCAUCUUGAGGUUCUCAUGUC
Messenger RNA from Theobroma cacao (cacao), 1927 nucleotides. RefSeq lists its product as uncharacterized. Gene Ontology annotation, biological process: transport. NCBI's taxonomy places the organism in Eukaryota, Viridiplantae, Streptophyta, Magnoliopsida, Malvales, Malvaceae. The record is from RefSeq and is a predicted model, not a curated record. Gene Ontology annotation, cellular component: Golgi apparatus; membrane.